AAGAAGCGUAGAGUUCAUAUUCGAUUUUGCGGGCAUAAAUUGAGUCCUGCAGAUUCUGGCAUCUGUGUAAUGCACUACUAAACUACUUUUAUUAUUAUUAUUGUUUUAAAUUGCCAGGUCUACUAGAAUCGGUUAAUUGUAUAGUGCUAAUUGUGUUAGGCGUUCAAUAAGUAUCUCUAUUUUAAUAUAGUGAUCUGUUUCCAUGACGUAAGUAUGACAUACAUAUGCUGAAAACCAAUCUUCGUCGCCAGAUUUGUUGACCCUUAUCGAUUGAGUGGGCUUGUUAUAAUUAGGAAAAGAAAGAAGACACUUCCGUUGUAAAUGGCAUUCAUGGAUUUCAACUGAUAAUUUUUAAAGAUAAAUACCUAACUAAAUACAAGUAUGUACCUCUGUAGAACUGAGAAUUAACCUGUUUGAACUGAGAAUAAGCCUGUAUUGGCGUAUUUAAGUAAAGUUUAUCACGAAGCGGAUGCAAUUAUGUGAGAUAAUAAUAAUAUAGCAAUUCAUUCAAUUUUCUUCUAUAAUUAUUUAAGAAAGUGUUUUCAGGCUAGGGGAGGCCCUUUGCUGUUUGACGAAAACCAACCAGGACACAGUUUUAGCUGAUGCAUCCCAAAAGACGGUGGACUGUCGUCGCAGCCGUUUAUCCCUGCGGGAUCAAAGAAUUCCCAUCAUGCAAGCACUAAAAUGGCGAAGAAAAGUUCGGCGGCGGGUGUUGUCGAAGAGGAACGUCGAAAGACGAUCGACCGUGGAGGCGAUCGGCUCUUAGGGUCAACAAGUGACUAUUUAAGUGCCUCGAGUAGGCGUGUCACUCCGAAUGUUCUCGUGCAACCAGGUUCGAUGUCUUCUUCGCGAUGUUCGUUGGAUCAAAGCAAUAUGGUCCAAGCGCAGGAUCGUCUACAACUCAUAACAUGCGAGGUUGAUAACAUGGCCGCCAAAUUAAAAUCCGUUCAAGAGGUUCUGGAUACAGCUAAGGACGAUCUCUCACAGCUGCGCUCACUUGUAUCCCAACUCGAACGCUUAAGUGGAUCAAAAAACGUGGAAAACGCCGAACUUAAAUGCACGCUUCUCAAGACCUACAUUGAGGGACUUAAUGAGAGUGUAAAAACUAUGCCACACUACUACCCAUCCAAGACAAUGUUCGUCGAGGCUAUUAUGGCACUUAAAGAAGCACUCUCCUGUCACAAAUAUGUCAACGUAGUGGACGGCGAAAAAUCUCAGCUACUUCGAGAUCACGAAAGACUGCGAAACGAAAUGCGUCUGGUAGCUGAAGAAAAUGAAAAGCUUAAAAGGAGACAUCAUAAGGACAAAAAGACCAUCUCUGAACUAAUGGAGCGAAUUGGUUCGUCGGCUCGAUUUUCUCAAGAACACUUGGGCGCUAUUGGCAGUAGCCCAAAGGUUUGCACGACAUCGUCGCCGCACACGUUUGGUGCCUUAACGACUAAUCUCGGACUAACGAACCAUCACAGCCAGAGUGGAACCACCCAUCCAGAUGGGCGUACACUGCAACCUAGUAUAGUCGCUGUCAGCCAUCGGGAAGAAGAUCUCAGGCUAAUCGAGAUGCUUCGUCAAGUUAAAGCCCUACUUCAGACGACCGGCAGUGGUGAUGCCGAGCAGCUGAGUAAACGUAGCCAAGACGAAAAUAGCAGCAAUAACCAUAAAGAUUACGACAAUAUUCUGAGGCGUUUGCGAGAAGCGGUAAAGUCUGACCGAUCGUCUGAAGCUCAGCAUCGUUCUCGGGAUGACGACGUCCUCGCUAUGGACAGCUACCUUCGCAUCUUCGAAAAGAACAUCUCUCUCAUUGAGCAGGAACUCAACAGCACCAAUCUUAAUAACAAUAAUACCGGCAUGAGCAACAAUACGAAUGUGCAGACGCAACCCGAGGCAGGCUGCACUGGUAGCAGUGAAUGCAUAGACCGGUGACGCCAUAU
Varroa destructor (honeybee mite) is the source of this 1928-nucleotide messenger RNA. RefSeq lists its product as uncharacterized. The record is from RefSeq and is a predicted model, not a curated record. NCBI's taxonomy places the organism in Eukaryota, Metazoa, Arthropoda, Arachnida, Mesostigmata, Varroidae.